Aspergillus calidoustus is the source of this 1596-nucleotide messenger RNA. NCBI's taxonomy places the organism in Eukaryota, Fungi, Ascomycota, Eurotiomycetes, Eurotiales, Aspergillaceae. The record is from the annotation of a GenBank genome assembly.
AUGCUUCCAUGCAACCCAACAGUUCCAUCUCAACACUACACCGCAGAGGCGUGUUUCGCGUGCAAGACCAAGAAGCGCAAAUGCGACAAACAAUUCCCCGCUUGCUCGCGGUGCCGGAGAGUGGACCAGGAGUGCUUGUAUGGAAUCGCUGCCGAUGGCGUCUAUGGCAAAAUUGUUCCGGUGACAGAUAAGGGUCCGGGCAGGGCGAGUCCGAACCAUCCCUCCUUGAGCCUGGAAAAGCCUUCUCCGCCUACAUCCGAGUGGGGGUCCUGCCGCCGGUGCAACAGACUGAAGAAGCAAUGCGACAAGGCACUCCCAUCCUGUUCAAGGUGCACAAGACUCGGUGCCGUCUGUGUCUACGACAGGCUGCAGCGACGCCGCCUAUUCAGCUCGCAGCACGUCUUCUCUCUCGAUGCACCCUCGAUGAGCCUCGUCCCGCUGAGACUGUCCUAUCCAGUCGAGUCAAAGUCGUACAUUCCAUCCCUUGUUCACUCAUUUCAAGAGCGCAUGGGCCUUUCAACACUGGUCGUCGAAACCGACAGCCUUGCCCACCACCUACGCUCCUCAUGGAUCCGGCACGCGAUGGUCGAUCCAUGUUUGAUGCACGCCACGCUGUACGCAGCCUCGGCGCACCUAGAUACACUGCGCGAUACAGCGGCCGGCAGCCCGGUGGUGAACUCGAUCACCCUUUACCACCAAACGGAGACCAUCGCCGCCGUCAACAAGCGAGUAGCGUCUGGAAAUGUCCUGGACGAUGCAACUAUUGCCUCUGUCCUCCUCCUCGUUAUCACUGGGUCCCUGCAGAAGGACAACGGUGCGACGGAGGCCCAUCGCCAUGGGUUGCUCCACAUGGUCAGCAUGAGGGGAGGACUGGAGAAGCUGGGGUUUGAUGGGUUUUUAGCGCGUAUGAUCCGGAUGAAUAUGGUCCUUCCGGCGGUUGUCUUCGACCAGCUGGAUGGCUUCGUCGUGGAUGGCAUGUACUCACCGGCAGCAUGGAGUAAACUCCCUGGACUGACUCUGGAGCGGCUCGGACAAAGCACAAGCGGCAGUCCGGCUGUCAAGUUCCACAUGACGGCGAUCUUCGCGCAUGUCUGGGAACUGCUUCUGGCGGUUGACUGCGGGGAAGACGCGACCGGCCAGUACCUAUUCGAUUUUGCGACGGCGCGCUUCAUCCUCGAUGGUGAAUGGCCGUGGCAUGAAACCCUACCCGACAUGUCCAGACCUGAAACCGCCAUGGUGCGGGCAUGUCAGGUCUCCUUGCGCAUACUCCGAUAUCUCCUCGAUGACCGGCUACUGCCACCCCAAUGGACCGAACAACUCGUUCCAAUGGUUGAGGAGAUGAAGUCGCACAUCACAGCGACCGACUCAGCGACCUGGCUUUGGUACGCUCCACAUGCGAAUCUCUGGGUUACAACCCUUGGCCUGGCCGUGUCGGAGGAUGUUCAAGGGAGGCUCUGGUUCCUUAUGCAUGAGCGAUGUGUUGUCAUGUCUAUGAAAGCCACGCAGCCGGCGCCGCACGAGAUGGUGUGGGCUUGUUAUAGAUGGUUGAGGCAGCUCAUACGGGCGCGCGCUACGGUAUUGUCUGCGCCGGUGUAG